GUUGCUGCCCCGGUGGAGGAGAGGGAUGAGAAGGUUGUCGGAGGGUAUGAGUGCCCUGCCCACUCCGUGCCCUACCAAGUGUCUCUGAACGCUGGCUACCAUUUCUGCGGUGGCUCCCUGAUCUCCAGCCAGUGGGUGGUGUCUGCUGCCCACUGCCACAAGUCUCGUAUCCAGGUGCGUCUGGGUGAGCACAACAUCCAGCAGAAUGAGGUCACUGAGCAGUGGAUCGACUCCGCCAAGCUAAUCAAGCACCCGAACUACGACAGUUACACCCUGGACAACGACAUCAUGCUGAUCAAGCUGAGCAAGCCUGCCAUCCUCAACAGCUACGUCCAGACUGUGGCCCUGCCCUCCCGCUGCCCCCAGGCCGACGAGAACUGCCUGGUGUCCGGCUGGGGCAACACCAUCCCCAAUGGAAACAGCUUUCCUACUAAACUCCAGUGCCUGAGGCAGCCCAUCAUCGAUCACAGAAUCUGCGAGAAUGCUUACCCCCAUCUGUUCACAGAGAACAUGGUAUGUUCCGGAUUCAUGCACGGAGGAGCCAGCAGCUGUCAGGGGGAUUCCGGAGGACCCCUGGUGUGUAAUGGUCAGCUGCAGGGUGUGGUGUCCUGGGGUUACGAGUGUGCCCAGGAGGGACACCCCAGUGUCUAUGCCCGCGUUUGCCAAUACAACAACUGGAUCAGCAAUAUCAUGAGCAGCAACUAAACACAAAUACACAGUGUUGUACACACACACAUGUACUGUAAUGCUCAGACACUCAUUCAAGGUCACACUAACUAUGCCAAUCAGAAACAU
Messenger RNA from Oncorhynchus masou masou (cherry salmon), 795 nucleotides. RefSeq names its product trypsin-3-like. The transcript has 5 exons. The record is from RefSeq and is a predicted model, not a curated record. The annotation marks the transcript as partial. NCBI's taxonomy places the organism in Eukaryota, Metazoa, Chordata, Actinopteri, Salmoniformes, Salmonidae. Gene Ontology annotation, biological process: proteolysis. Gene Ontology annotation, molecular function: serine-type endopeptidase activity.